ACGAGCAGUCGUUUGUGACGUUUGUUGCAAAGAAAGGAUCUGAGAGUUAAUGAGACAAAUGGCCGACCGAUUGAUCGCACAACUGAUCCCAUAUAUCGGCCAUCGAUUCGCUCGCUUUCAACGCCUAAAAGCCGUCAACACUUGAUCCGUAUCGACGCCGCCGAAGACUAGCACACAAUGGCCGCCAUUGAGUACGACCUCAACGUUUCCGGUGGUCUAAUGCCACAAAUCAACGCAUUGACUGCUCCGCCGACCAGUGAUGAGCCGAAUCGACGCCGAAAACUGAAGAACAAGUCGAUUGCGAGACAACAACAGACCACACAAUCAUUGGGCGCCGAUUCGGCCACUAAUGGCGCCAAUUGUGGCACAAAUCGAGCCAUUCUUUCCCGACAGACAAAGACUGGCAAAACACCGAAUCACGAGUACUGCGACUCUUGUCGCGAGGGCGGAGACCUCUUGUGCUGCGAUCGCUGUCCAAACGCUUUCCAUCUGCAGUGCCAUGAUCCGCCGCUCGACGAGGAGGACGUGCCUCAGGGCGAGUGGUUGUGCCGGAAGUGUAAACAACUGGUGAAAGAAGUGGACGAAUCGGACGAUGAGAGCGGCGACGAAGAGGCAGAGGAAGCGAUGGAUGAGAGCAAAGACAUCCAAAGGCCGUUCUCGUUGCUGGUGAGAGCGGCCCAAUCGUUGAACCCGAAGCAGUUCCAACUGCCCAACGAUAUGAUGCCAUCGAUUCCAUUGGUGGGCACUUCGAAGAGAGUGAACGGCGGCCGCAAUGGCAACAAGAGGCAGAUCCACGAAAUGGAGAACUCUUUGGUUUCAUUUCCCGUCAAAUUGUGUAAUCAGUGCUCAAAGAGUUGCCGAAAGGCGCCACUCAUUCAAUGCGAUUACUGUACACUCCUUUGGCACGCGGACUGUCUCGACCCUCCCAUGACAUGUCUGCCCACCGGCCGCUGGAUGUGUCCAAACCAUUCGCAACCCAUUAUCGAACAAAAACUGUUAAAUUCUGUGAGUUUGAGCGAACGGAUCAAACUCUGGGACCACUUCUCGGGUCCCAUAUCUCAAGACACCGUGAAAUUGAAUUUCCUGAAGAAAGUGCACCGAAAAUAUCCUCCGUUUCGGACAAAAGUGUGUUUACCUCCGACUCAGAGAGUGGUAGUGCCCGACGCUAUCAAACACAUGUACAAAAGACGUCCUCCUCUUCUGCCAAAUGUUAAUCAAUUAUCCAUUUAUGACACAAACCAUACGAAGAACGAGUCGUCGAGUGAAGCGGACAAUGAAUGCCUAAACAGUGAUCGUCAUUACGAGAGACCAACUCAUGAACAACAGGAGGAAUGGCUCCAGAGUUUGAUCGCAUUUCAAUCAAGUGCUGCACAAUAUAUGAUUGCAAACAAAACUGAUUCAAAGAGCAACUCGUGUUUAGCCAUCACUUCUGGCAAUGAGUUGCCGCCCAAAAGUGGUGACAGUUGUGUGAAAUGCAAUUCUCAAACUUCAAUGAAUGGUCCGACAAAUCAUUCAUCCGAAGACAUGAAUAACUCUCUAAAAAAGGACCAAAAAAGUGAUAACAAAGAGAUAGCGACGACUCAAAUGAAUGGCGAGAAGUCGUAUUCGUCGCCCAUAUCUUCUCCCGACAAACGAAUCUCAGUUCAAAGCAAUUGUUUGAAUGCAAACAUUGAGACCAUAGCCGACAUGAAUCGUUUGGACGACAAUCUGAUCCGAAUGCUGGCUCUUCAGCGAAUUCAACAGUUGAACAAUAAAAGUGUUGAAAGUAAUCAUAACGUCGGCGCCGGUGUUGGCGGCGGUCAACACAACUCCUCGACCACAAUGUCAUCAUUUCAUACAACUAUUCGUCGCAUCGGUUUGAAUGACGUGAGGGCUCGAGCCGUGUUGUGUCCCAUUCUCAUCAAGUCUAGCACCGGCUCUUCAGGCACCGGACCUACAAUUGUCAUGUCAUACCGAACCCUCACUAUCGGCACCAGUAGUGAGAGUGAUGUAGUGUUAGGCGAUUACGGCCACUGCAACUUCGUGUCGCCCAAACACUUGGCCAUCUUCUACGACGAGACAUCGCGAAACUAUGAGCUGAUAAACUAUUCAGAACACGGAACUACUGUCGACAAUGUCUUGUAUUCGUGCGACUUCUCCGAUAAGAGAGUCCACAAUCCGAGGCACACAAACUCACAGACCGUUUCGACCGUCAAAGGAUAG
Messenger RNA from Medioppia subpectinata, 2202 nucleotides. The record is from the annotation of a GenBank genome assembly. Lineage: Eukaryota; Metazoa; Arthropoda; Arachnida; Sarcoptiformes; Oppiidae.